Stylonychia lemnae is the source of this 2103-nucleotide messenger RNA. The record is from the annotation of a GenBank genome assembly. NCBI's taxonomy places the organism in Eukaryota, Ciliophora, Spirotrichea, Sporadotrichida, Oxytrichidae.
AUGAAUGAUGUCGAUAACUCUGUGAACUUUAUCUACACUGAUGAAGAAAAAUAUAGCUGGAUCAAGCUUCAAAUCAACAACAGAAUCAAAAGAGUGAACUUGAAACAAACUGAUUUUUAUAAUCUCAUUUAAACAAUCAGAAGACACUUUAAAGACGUUGAUAAACAUAUCUUUGAUUUGACUCAUACUUCUGCUUUGAUUUAAAGUCUAGAUGAGGAGUCAAAGUAGCUCUACAUUAUGAAUCUGAUGAAGUCUAUUAACCUAAAUUACCAGGAUGAUGAGGGAGAUGAGAUUGAGAUCGACAACGAUGAAAGUUUACUUCAAGCUCUCAGAUUUGCCAAGACCUGUGGAUCUGGGAAAGUUCUUAAGAUUAAAAUAAAUUUGUUAGAGUUAUAACACUCUAGAAAGUAUUCAUAAGAAAUCUUAUAAAAAGAUCAGAUCAGUAAUAAUGUAUAAGAAGUCUAUAAUAGAAGUGAUAAUAUUGAGGAAAAUAAGUAAAUAGCUGAAAAACAUCAGAAUUUGGAGGAUAGAGAGGAAGAAGUUAAAAACGGUUCUAACUUUUUCUACCAAUAUGAGGAACAGAUGAGAUAAUCUCAAUUGCUUUAGAAGAGAGAACUCUCCAAAGUGGAAAUUUAUGAUCCAAGUAUCUAUGUGGAUAAAUAAGAGGAGACUUAUCUAGGUAAACAUGAAGAAUCUUAGGAAAAUUAGAUAUAUGUCAACCCAUAUCUUGGUUAAUACCAUUAGUAACCCUAUGAUAACUACAAUUAUUCUCCAUAUAAGCCUUAAGAUUAUCAAAAUGAUCAAAACUAAUCAACUGGAGCUUUAAGAUAAACAGGACUAGCCUCAGCUUUCAUGAUGCCGAUCUUUAAUCCCUAAAAUACUACCUUAAAUAGCUAAAACGAUUAACUUAAUAAUCAUUUGGUUGAAGAUAAGAUGAUCAUUGGGAGUGAAGAGCUAUCUCUGAAUGACGGUAAUCCUGAAUAAUCAGACGAUGUAAAUAAUAUUAUCAGAGCCUUGAAUAAUAGAAGCAGUGUUAAUACUGAUGAGUUGGCUUAAUAAUAACAAAUUUUAGAGUAAAUUGAAGCCUAUAAAAAGCUUAAAGAGUAGCAAAAAUAGGAUGAGGAAUAUGCUAGGCAAAUAUCAUUCCAAGAAACUAUAAGAGCUCAGUAAACCUAAACUUAACUAUAACAACAGCAACCACCCUAGAAUUUUUAAUAGCCAUUUAUGUUUGAUCAAAGGUAAUAAAGCUAUGGAACUUAAGUUUCAUAGAACCCAUAUAAUAGUGAUAUGAUGAUGUAGCCGUAGUAAAGUCCUAUAAUGUAUAGACCUUCAAAUUAAAUGAUAAAACCAAUCAAAAUAGUUGCAUCUGCUAAACUGAUAAGAGACGAAAAAAAUAAGAGACAUGACCCUUCGGUAUAAAAAGUUACAAAACUCUGGAGUGCAAUUACCACAAGCUCCGCAAAAGCAUCUGCUCAAGAUAGAAUUCUAAUGUCCGUCCCAAUAAAUGGUAGCAUGUCAAGCGCUAGGAAAAUUGAUUAGAAAAAUGAUUUAUCUAUUCUUUAAGUUAAAUGGGACAUCUGCAACAAAUCUAAAAUGCAUUGGGAUAGCUGUAAUUUGAUACUUAAGGAUUCAUAAUGCCAAACAGGAUUGAAACUAGCUAUAGAUCCAAUGUAUAUCAAGGAAGGAACUAAGCCAAGCAGGAUUGAAACCUUAGAUCUCAUACUUAAAUAUCCUGUUUCUUUGCUCAGCCAUAAAAUGACAUUGAUCUUCACAAUUUAAGAUUAGAGCAAUAAAUAGGUUGGAGAAAACCUUAUAGCUGUAAUAGAUUAAGCAAAUCUUCCGUUAGUUGUUGGAUCUAAUUAACUCCAGCAGAUUCCUAUACCUAGAAACCAAACUGAUGUCAAUUAAUUACCAAGAAGAGUCUCUCAGCCUUAAUAAAACCAAGGGAGAGUAAUUCAAGUUAAUGAGGAUAAACUCCAAUAAGAUGCAUAAAAGCUGAUGUUCACUACUAAUAUGGAUAUAGAAUUAUGCUAUGACAUUCUGAAAUAGAAUAAUGGCAACUAUGAUGUUACUCUGAAAUAACUUCUGCAGUUUAAAGAAUGA